CAACUUUUACAAAAAAAACAAUCGAUAAAUACAAAAUGUUAAGCGAGGAUUUAUUAUAAGGGACAUAACACUAUGGUGACAGGACUACAACACGUUAUCUUAAGAGUUAAAAACUGAGCGAGAUCUAUUAGAGUUAGAAAACAGAAGAAUAUCGACCAUCAGAGGAAUAAAAAUGCAUUCAGUGGGUAUACAUUCCGCAAUGGCCAUUAAGCGUCAAAGAAAACGACGAGAUGAACAAAAAAGAGCACGAGAAAGGCGUUAUAGCACACAAAGUUCAGAGAGUGGCGAAACAUUUCAUUCACCAACGGGAUCCGUGAGACGCAAGUAUCAUCUUCCCCAUCAUGCAAUAAAGCCCGGUACUGGAAUGCUUGACAGCCAGGUAGUUACUAGUAUUGGAAUGUUGCAUAUUGGAAUUGUUUUCGUUGUAUUUGGAGUUUUUCUUUGCGGAGCUGGUAUUAUUCCAGAUGAAACUAUGUCUUGGAAUGUAUUUAGUUCUAGCUCAGCAUGGUGGAAUGAAGUGACCUGCACCGGCUUAUUUUCCUUCGGAUUGGGACUAUUUUUAUUAAUUUUAAAUUGUCUUAUAAGUCGGAAAGAAGAGGAGGACCUUGAAGACUACGUGCAUCGUCAGCUGACUCGAUCUCGUUCAGGACACCGACUUGAGCGAGAUGUAGAAACAGGAGUACUGACCACGCGUCAUGCUCGAAAAGCGGUUGCCUUACAACAAAGCGGGCGUCAGAACUCUCCCACAGAUGUAGCUGUCGUAAAUUGCGGCUCUACAGAAACAAUAUGCAAUGGAACAAUAGUUGGACGAAAUGGACUAAAAAGCUCUGAUGUCAUUCUUGAAAAAAUUGUGGAGGAGGAGACUAAUUAUUUAAAUGACCGUAGUGCUGGAAUAUCACCGAUUGAAAUAGAAAAUGAUACCAAGCAGCUGUUAGGAAGAGAACCUAUAAAUGAUGUAAUAAAUAUAACACGAAUAUGAAAUUUUGUAUUUAAAAAAUUAUGUAAAAUUAGUACAUUUAUAUCUCUAAAGCUUUACAAAUAAUAUAUAAUAUAACCAGAUUAUAUACAUUUUUAAAUAAUAUUUUAAAACGUCAUACGGAAGUGCCACAGAAUCGCAGAGCACCCACUCAGUGUAAGUUUCUUGUGUGCAUCAAUAAAAAUUUUAUAAGACAGAGCUUAUGGGAUUUCUGUGGCACCCCUGAUUAUCUUACCGUAUCGUAAUUCCAUUAUUGAACACAGUGUAAUUGAUUUCUGUAAAUUUAUUCUAAUGGUAACGUAAAUAAAAGAAAUUAGGUUAAUAUAAAACCGAAAGUCUUUCAAGUCCGCAUGUUAAACUAAAAUAAAGUUGUAAACACCCAGCUUACAUAAAUUUUCUAAGUUUGAAACCUACUUUAUGUUAAACAUGUGGAAAGGAAAACGCGUCUUAAGAUGCCCAACAUCACAGCAAAUUUAACUGCUGAGCAUCAUUUUAAUUUGUUAAGGCAUCAAGUGAAAAACUGUAUUGAUAAGCCAGAAGUUGAAAAAUUGAUUCAAUCUUAUUAAUAGUUCUAUAAGAAAAUGUAUUUAUUUAAGGUAUCUCAUCCUUGACUGAACGAAUCCUUUUGGGCUUAUAUUUUGUACUUUAAUAUACUAUUGUAUACACUUUUACCUUCAUACCAAGAAUAAUUCUUAACAUACACGUCUUACUUACUUUUAAUAACAUAUGUUUUUUUACAUUUUAUUUAAUAAAUCAUCCAAUAUAAGGAAAUACAAAAUACGUAUAUGUACUAUUAUUAUUUUUAUUAUUACAAAGUGGCAUACAAGAUUUUAAAAAAUAACUGGUUAGAUACAUUUAGUUCAAUACUGUUCUAUAUUACACUAUGAUACAUUUAAAAUGUACCUCGAUGGCUGCUAACAAAUCGUAUUCGCUUUGAAUCGCCAUUUUUAACUGUGUUCACCAAAAGGAUCUAUAAUUCAAGAACUCUCCUCAAAGUUGAAAAUGAUUUUUUUGCGUUUUUAUACCCUUGCAGAGGGUAUAUUGAUUUCAGUCAGAAGUUUUCAACGCAGUAAAGGAGACGUUUCCGACCCCAUAAAGUAUAUAUAUUCUU
Messenger RNA from Drosophila subpulchrella, 2087 nucleotides. RefSeq lists its product as uncharacterized. The record is from RefSeq and is a predicted model, not a curated record. Bases 173 to 979 code for a protein of 268 amino acids. NCBI's taxonomy places the organism in Eukaryota, Metazoa, Arthropoda, Insecta, Diptera, Drosophilidae. The transcript has 6 exons.